Molecule: messenger RNA, 1346 nt
Organism: Spinacia oleracea (spinach)
Lineage: Eukaryota; Viridiplantae; Streptophyta; Magnoliopsida; Caryophyllales; Amaranthaceae
Product: phytanoyl-CoA dioxygenase
Exons: 9
Coding region: 162-1010 (282 amino acids)
Molecular function (GO): phytanoyl-CoA dioxygenase activity
Source: RefSeq, a predicted model, not a curated record
UUCAUAGCGGUUUAAUCCUUUUAUAACGGUUAAGGAUAUCGAUCCUUCAUAAAAAAAAAUAUCUCAACGAAGGACGGCGCGUACCAUUUUGUAGAGUCGAGAUAUCAGACCAAGACCAAAGUUGUCAUCAAUAAUCAUCGCCGGACUGAAUUGUAGGAAACAUGGCAUAUCCCGGCAGUCUGAACCCUAAUCAGCUCCAAUUUUUCAAUUCGCAAGGAUAUUUGGUGUUAGAUUCAUUUGUAAACCCAGAUGAAAUUAAAUCAAUGAGGAAUAGAAUGGAACAAUUGCUUCACGAUUUUGAUUCCCCUUCUUCUGUUAUCUUCUCUACUAAAGACCAUAGUCAUGCGAAAGACAAUUAUUUCUUCGAUAGCGCGGAGAAGAUAUCGUUUUUCUUUGAAGAGAAAGCAUUUGACGAGGAAGGUAAACUGAAGCAGCCUAAACAACUAUCUAUCAAUAAAGUUGGUCAUGCUUUACAUGAGCUUGAUCCAGUUUUCAAAGAGUUCUCCUCCUCAAAGAAUUUCUCAAGCUUGCUUUCAAGUUUAGGUUACAAGAGGCCGGCAGUCGUUCAGUCUAUGUACAUUUUUAAGCAACCAGGUAUUGGUGGAGAAGUGGUGCCCCACCAAGAUAAUUCAUUUCUUUAUACAGACCCACAGACGUGCACAGGAUUGUGGCUUGCGUUAGAAGAUGCCACAGUGAUCAAUGGCUGCCUUUGGGCCAUACCUGGUUCUCAAAAAAAUGGCCUUGUGAGAAGAUUCAUUAGAGAUGCUGAAGGGGUACAUUUUGACCGUCCAUCUCCAUCAUAUGACCAGAAAGAUUUUGUUCCAAUUGAAGUCAAAGCUGGUUCUUUGGUUGUCAUUCAUGGUGACCUUAUUCAUCAGAGUUUUGAGAACCAGUCACCAAAUUCGAGGCAUGCUUAUAGCUUGCAUGUGGUGGACACUGAUGGUUGUAAGUGGGCAGAAGACAAUUGGAUUAGAAGAAAGCAGGAACCAGAGCCUAUAUACGUGUCCUGAUCUAGCACCUCCAGUGGACUGGUGGGCCUGUUCUCUCGAUUGUUGGCGCAAUUGCAAGUUUUUAUGCCGUAGUUUGAGUUGCAUCAGUACUACAAUUGUACUUCGACAUUACAGUAGCAAGUACCAACUAAGCUUUGUUUCCUUUUUUCCCCGUAUUAUUUUAGGUUCAGUUAGCACUUAAAAGUCAUGUCGUGGAAAUUGCUAUAUUUUUGUUUCGUUCAGUUCAUACAUCGUUUAUUGUGUUUUUAUGUAAGUGUUGGAUAGGACUCAUAUGAGCCGUGAAUGGGGGCCUUAAAAGUUUGCAUAAUCUUAUACUUCCCAAUCUAAUUGUCAUAA